CAACAACUACAGAGUAGAGGAGAUCAUAUCCGCCGAGGAAUCUACACUCCGCAGAGAAAACAACACAAUAAGACAGGUUUAUUUAACAGUUUGAUAGACACACACUGGGCUUCACCGGGUUUCACCGACAAAGGGCGAACGACUGAACAACCAAGAUGCCCGAGACUGAGAGUUACUCCAACCCUCUGGCUCCUGAGGGCCAUGAAGUGGAUGACCAUAGAGCUGCAGCUCAGUCCAAACUGACCAAUGACGACUUCAGGAAGCUGCUGAUGACGCCACGGGCCACGCCGUCUUCAGCUCCACCGUCCAAAUCCAGACACCAUGAAAUGCCGAGGGACUACAAUGAGGAUGAGGAUCCUGCAGCGAGGAGGAGGAAGAAGAAAAGUUACUACGCUAAGCUACGUCAGCAGGAGAUGGAGCGAGAGAGAGAACUGGCUGAAAAAUACAGAGACCGAGCAAGAGAACGACGAGAUGGCGUCAACAAGGACUACGAAGAGACAGAGCUGAUCAGUACCACAGCGAACUACAGAGCUGUGGGUCCUACUGCCGAGGCUGAUAAAUCAGCAGCAGAAAAGCGUCGUCAGUUGAUCCAGGAGUCAAAGUUCUUGGGUGGUGACAUGGAACAUACUCACUUGGUGAAAGGUUUGGAUUUUGCUUUGCUGCAGAAGGUGAGAGCUGAGAUCACCAGUAAGGAGAAAGAAGAAGAAGACCUGAUGGAGAAAGUCCAGAAAGAGGCAAAGAAAGAUGUGGAACCUGAGGAGAAGAUGGAGUUUAAAACCCGUCUUGGUAGAAACAUCUACCGUGUGGUGUUCAGAUCAGGGCAACUAGAGAGGAAUGAGCUAUUCCUGCCCGGCAGGAUGGCCUACGUGGUAGAUCUGGAUGAUGAGUUCACCGACACUGACAUCCCUACCACACUGAUCCGCAGCAAGGCCGACUGUCCCAGCAUGGAGGCUCAGACCACUCUGACCACUAAUGACAUCGUGAUCUCGAAGCUGACUCAGAUCCUGUCCUACCUCAGACAGGGGACACGUCACAAGAAGAUGAAGAAGAAGGAUAAAGGUAAACUGGAUGACAAGAGGGCUCCUGAGGCUGAUCUCAGUAUCUUUGAUGACGUAGGAGACUACAUUCCGUCGUCCACCUCAUCCUCCAAACCCACCAAAGAGAAAGACCGACACCGGGAACGGGAGCGCGACAGAGACCGCGAAAGGGACCGAGAGGAUGACAGCAAGAGCCGCAGACACAGCUACUUCGAAAAACCACGUGGAGAUGAACACCAGGUUCUGGAGGUGGAUACAGGUCCUGGAUCAGUCAGAGAGCAGAUAAAGAUGAUCAAUGAGAAGUUUGCAGGAGCAGCAGGAAGCCAAUGGCCAGGCCAGGAAGCUGGUCUGAGGAGAGAUAGCAGCAAAGAACAGCUGGGAGAUUUCUUUGGAGGAUCAAAUUCUUAUGCGGAGUGUUACCCUGCUACGAUGGAUGACUUGGCUGUAGACAGUGAUGAAGAGGUGGACUAUAGUAAGAUGGACCAGGGGAAUAAGAAGGGUCCUCUUGGUCGCUGGGACUUCGACACUCAGGAGGAAUAUUCAGACUACAUGAACAAUAAGGAGGCUCUGCCAAAGGCUGCCUUCCAGUAUGGCAUCAAAAUGUCUGAGGGCAGGAAGACACGACGCUUCAAGGAGACCAAUGAGAAGGCAGAGCUGGAUCGCCAGUGGAAGAAGAUCAGCGCGAUCAUUGAGAAGAGGAAGAAGAUGGAGGCUGAUGGAGUUGAUGUGAAACGACCAAAAUACUAAGAAGACGACCUGAGCCUCCGCUGAUUAAUUAUCAUUUAUUGAUCCUGUGAUGUCAUGUGUUUUUGUGUAAAUAGGUUGAGGUCAAAGGUCAGCGAAGGGCCCAUCAGCUGUAAUAAGUGUAGAUUUUAGAUUCACACAGGAUUACUGAUUAUUUAUCUGUCACAUGUCCCUUCAUGUGUUGGUAUCAAAUGACUGUAUUGAUUUGUGAUCAGUGUUUGGAGGUGAUCAGUAAAGUCAGCCUGUUUUAAUGCAGAUCA
This is a messenger RNA of Sphaeramia orbicularis (orbiculate cardinalfish), 2041 nucleotides long. It is a transcript of the gene ik, whose product is annotated as IK cytokine. NCBI's taxonomy places the organism in Eukaryota, Metazoa, Chordata, Actinopteri, Kurtiformes, Apogonidae. The transcript is spliced from 20 exons. The record is from RefSeq and is a predicted model, not a curated record. The coding region runs from base 156 to 1784 and encodes 542 amino acids.